AUGGCGGACGCAGAGCCGGAGGCUGAGGACGGCAGUGAGGAUGGCGGUGGCAGCGGCCGGGCUCCCGCAGGCCAGAGCGGCAGCGCUGCGCUCGUGGCCCCGCUGGGCCCCGAGCAGCUGCGGCGGGUCCUGGAGCAGGUGACGAAGGCGCAGCCACCCGCGAAGCCGCCGCCGCCCUUCGUGCUGCAGGCCUCGGCGCGGCGGCUGCGGGACGCGGCUCAGCAGGCUGCCCUGCAGCGGGGCCCCGGGGCCGAGCCCUCGCGCCCGCCGUGCCUGCUGCCGCUGCAGCAAUUGGAAGCCAUUUGUGUCAAGGUUACAUCUGGAGAGACGAAAGCUCAGGAGAAGCUGAUGCCUGCACUGGCCACCAUCCAGCCCAAGACAGCCAGGCCGAGCCAGCCGCUCGGGAGACACUGCAGCGUCGCCAGCUCUCGGCUGCUCGGGCCGCAGCCCCUCCAGCCCCGGCCACAGCCGUGUUCCCCGAGUCACUCACCUCAGCCUCCCGUUCAGGUGUUCGUCCAGAGGCCACUGCUCGCCCUCCGACCCGUCCCUGCGCGGAGAGUCUUGGCCUCUGAGGCCCUGAGUGGACAAGGCACCACGCCGCCCCCUCUGCCAGCCUCUGACCCAACGGAAGGAACAUCUGUUUCAUCCAGUCCAGUAAAUUUAUUUAUUUCCAGCUCGCAAACAAAAUGCACCAAGAAACUAAAAAAAUCUUUAAAAGUGAAAACACGUUCUGGACGGAUAUCUCGACCUCCCAAGUAUAAAGCUAAAGAUUAUAAAUUCAUAAAAACAGAGGAUUUGGCCGAUGGUCACCCCUCAGACUCUGACGACUACUCAGAACUGAGCGUGGAGGAAGUUGAAGACCACAGGGGAAGGCAGGCACUCUUUGAUUUAUCGAGCUGCUCUCUGAGGCCCAAAACUUUUAAGUGUCAGACCUGUGAAAAGUCAUAUAUAGGAAAGGGGGGGCUCGCCCGGCACUUUAAACUGAAUCUGGGCCAUGGCCACCUGGAGCCUGAGACGUUGCUGUCUAAGAAGGCCAAUGGGAGCAUGAUCCCGGGCCCCACGGAGGGCAGGACCACCAGCCUGGCAUACCCAGAGCUGUCCACGCCAGCUCUUCUAAGUGAGGAAGAGGCUCGCUCAGCACGGGGUGGCCUGCAAUGCAGACGGUUUACUGAUGGGAACGCAGGCACCAGUCCUGUAGAUCCGGUCAGUAAAACUAAUCGCAAGCAUUCUCGGCUGAUGCUGACAUGA
Molecule: messenger RNA, 1248 nt
Organism: Balaenoptera acutorostrata (minke whale)
Lineage: Eukaryota; Metazoa; Chordata; Mammalia; Artiodactyla; Balaenopteridae
Product: zinc finger protein 839-like
Source: RefSeq, a predicted model, not a curated record